AUGCCUGAGCCCACGCAGGAAGACAUCUCCUCUCACACAUCAGACAUCUCCUCUCAACUGGAGGGCUUCAGACCAGUGCCGCUCAUCCGCCACUGGAGCACACCCUGCAACCUCUCAGAUACUGGUGCAGCUGUAAGCCACACCUCCAGAACACCUGACACUGCUCUAAACAUAGAAGAUGACAUGUGGGAAAACCAACCUCGUUACUUCCAUCAUGUUACUGAGAAGCUCUUCUUCAGGGCUGUUUCCAAAAGCAACGUACAGUUAGCACGGCGAGCAGACGCAGCAGGCCGGUGUCCCCCAGGGAAGCUCCAGUGGAAGAUGGACCCCCAGCUGAGGAGGCCGGGGAUCAUUCAGGUGAACCGGCUGAGGUGGUGCCUGCAGAAGAGGCAUGAGUUUUCUACUGAUUCCUGUUUCUAUGAACCAGAGCCAUACGAAAAGACUGAGAUCACAGGGAUGUUUCUGGAGAAGCCAGAGAGUGUUGUGGUCAUUGCAGGCAAGGAUAUCACAUUCACAGCUAAAGUGGACUCAACACACUUGCCGCGGAAACCCGUCAUGAAAUGGCUUAAGGGGAAGUGGCUGGACCUGGGCAGCAAGGCAGGAAAACACCUGCAGUUUAAAGAGACCUACGACAGAAACACAAAGAUUUACACCUAUGAGAUGAAGAUGAUAAAGGUUGUCCCUGGUGAUGCCGGUGGAUAUCGCUGUGAGGUCACGUCAAAGGACAAGUGUGACAGCAGCACCUUUGAGAUCUCUGUGGAGGCUGCUGAACAGGAGGCUGAGACUGACAUCCUCUCUGCAUUUAAAAGAGCUGAUGCUGGAGAAGAUGAAGGUGAAUUGGACUUCAGUGCUCUACUCAAAGCAACAAAGAAGAAGAAGAAGGAGCAGCCUCCGGAGCCGGAGGUGGACGUGUGGGAGAUCCUGAAGGCGGCCAAGCCCUGUGACUAUGAGAAAAUCGCCUUCCAGUACGGCAUCACUGACCUGAGGGGCAUGCUCAAGCGUCUGAAAAAGAUGAAGACCGUGGAGCCUAAAGUCAGCGACGCUUUUCUGAAGCGCCUGGAGUCGGCAUAUUCUGUGGAUAAGGGUAAGAAGAUAGUCCUGAGGGUGGAGGUGGUCGACCCCAGUGUUGAGGUCAAAUGGCUGAAGAAUGGACAAGAGAUUAAGCCCUCUGCCAAGUAUCUGAUGGAGGCUGAUGGAAACAUUCGGACUUUAACCAUCAAUAAAACCAACCUGGCUGACGACGCUGCCUACGAGUGCGUGAUCGGGACUGAGAAGUGCUUCACUGAGGUCUUCGUCAAAGAGCCUCCUGUGACCAUCACCAAGCUGCUGGAUGAUUAUCAUGUGGCGGUGGGAGAGAGGGUGGAGUUUGAGGUGGAUGUGUCGGAGGAGGGAGCCCACGUCAAAUGGAUGUUUGAAGAGAAAGAGUUGACAAGAGAUGAUAAGCAGUAUCGUUUUAAGAAGGAUGGAAAGCGCCACUGGCUUAUUAUACAGGAAGCCACGUUGGAGGACAUGGGCAUGUACUAUGUCUAUACAAAUGGUGGCCAAUCAAAGGGCGAGCUGAUAGUAGCAGAGAAGGAGCUGGAGGUGCUGCAGAGCUUGGCUGACCUGACAGUCAAGUCGGCAGAACAGGCCAUGUUUAAGUGUGAGGUGUCUGAUGAAAAAGUGACUGGGAAAUGGUUCAAAGACGGAGUGGAGGUUCAGCCCAGCGAACGCAUCAAGAUGACCCAUGCUGGCAGGUUUCAUCGGCUGAUCAUUGAUGAGGUGAAACCAGAGGAUGCAGGCGACUACACAUUUGUCCCAGACGGUUUUGCGCUCUCCCUCUCCGCCAAACUCAACUUCCUGGAAAUCAAGAUUGAUUACGUCCCCAGACAAGAGCCUCCAAAGAUUCACUUGGACACCACGGGCAGCAUGGUUUCCCAGAACACCAUCAUUGUUGUUGCCGGCAACAAGCUGCGACUAGACGUUGAGAUCACGGGUGAACCAGCGCCCACCGUCACAUGGAUGAAGGGGGACACGCCAAUCACAGAGGCAGAGGGGCGUGUCCGUGUGGAGAGCAGGAAGGACCUGAGCUGCUUUGUCAUUGAGGGAGCAGAACGACACGACGAGGGCAAUUACACAAUCACAGUCACUAACCCAGCAGGGGAGGACAAAGCCAACCUGCACAUCAAAAUAGUGGAUGUUCCUGAUCCACCUGAGAAUGUGAAGUGUACCUCAGUGGGGGAGGACUGCGCUACCAUCAUAUGGGAACCUCCCAAAUUCGAUGGAGGAGCUCCAGUCAAAGGUUAUUUGAUGGAGAGGAAGAAGAAAGGUUCGUCGCGCUGGACCAAGCUGAACUUUGAAGUGUUCGAGGGGACGACCUACGAGGCCAAGCGUAUGAUUGAGGGCAUCCUCUACGAGAUGAGAGUGUUCGCCGUGAAUGGGGUGGGAAUAUCAGCUCCAAGUCUAAACUCCAAACCAUUCAUGCCUAUUGCCCCCACCAGUGAGCCGACCAAGCUGGUCGUUGCGGACGUAUCAGACACGACAUGCACACUGAAGUGGCUGGCUCCAGAGAAGGUUGGGGCAGGGGGGCUGGAUGGUUACAUUGUGGAAUACUGUAAGGAGGGAGAGACGGAAUGGCAUGCGGCCAACACAGACUUGAUUGAGAAACAGAAUUUUGUUGUGAGGAACCUGCCCACGGGAGAGAAGAUGAACUUCCGCGUCUUUGCCGUAAACAUCGCCGGACGGAGCCCUCCAGCCUCCCUGGCUCAGCCUGUCACAGUCCGGGAAAUCAUGGAGUACCCAAAGAUCCGUCUCCCUCGACAGCUGAGAACUAGAUACAUCAGGCGAGUUGGAGAAACAGUCAACCUGGUCAUUCCUUUCCAGGGUAAACCUCGCCCAGUGGCCCAUUGGCUGAAGGAUGGGGAGCCAGUCGACCCCAAGAAAGUGAGCGUUCGUAAUUCCAAUGUGGACUCUAUCCUGUUUAUCCGCUCGGCCGAGAGGGAACAUUCUGGAAAGUACACGCUGGUGUUACAGAUUGAGAACAUGGAGGACCGGGCUACUAUAGACAUCCGUGUCGUAGAUCUCCCCGGGCCUCCAUCCGAGGUGAAGGUGACUGACGUGUGGGGCUUCAACGCUGCUCUGGAGUGGAAACCACCCAAAGAUGACGGCAACACAGAGAUCACAGGAUACACAAUCCAGAAAGCCGACCAGAAAACCAAGGAGUGGUUUACAGUGUAUGAGCAUAACCGUAGGACUCACUGCACAGUGUCAGAUCUGAUCAUGGGGAACGAGUACAUGUUCCGUGUGUACAGUGAGAACCUGGUUGGUCUGAGCACAGACCCAAGCUUCAGCAAAAACACUGCCUUCAUCGCCAAAGUCGGGUUGGAGUAUAAGCCUCCUGAUUACAAAGAGAAAGAUAUGUCCUGCUCUCCCAAAUUUACUGCGCCCCUAGUGGACAGAUCUGUAGUUGCGGGCUAUAGCACUGCCAUCAGCUGUGCUGUGAGAGGCUAUCCUAAGCCUAAGAUCAUCUGGAUGAAGAAUAAGAUGAUUAUCGGGGAUGAUCCAAAGUACCUGAUGCAGAACAACCAGGGGGUUCUCACCCUGAACAUCAGGAAACCCAGCUCAUUUGACGGCGGGAAAUACACGUGCAAGGCCGUGAACGACCUGGGAGAAGACGAGGUGGAGUGCAAGCUGGAGGUCAGACGUAAGGAGAGAGAGAGACGAGGAGGA
Molecule: messenger RNA, 3708 nt
Organism: Chanos chanos (milkfish)
Lineage: Eukaryota; Metazoa; Chordata; Actinopteri; Gonorynchiformes; Chanidae
Product: myosin-binding protein C, fast-type-like
Exons: 34
Biological process (GO): sarcomere organization
Cellular component (GO): M band
Molecular function (GO): protein binding
Source: RefSeq, a predicted model, not a curated record